ACCUUCCUUGCCUCGCUCCGGGGGGGACAUCGCCGGGACGGGGAUCUGCCCCCUGGUCUUGCGAUCCUGCCACGGGUCCCGUGGAUGCGGGACUGCCCCACUGCAGGCUCCCUGAGCAUGGCUGACGGCUGGUUGAACUUCCACUCAGAAGAGGAAAGAGGGCACGAGAGCAGCAUGGKCGACUCGAGCAACCUGGAUGACAGCCUCACGAGCCUCCAGUGGCUCCAGGAGUUCUCCAUCCUCAACACCAGCGUGGGCAAGUCGUCCUCGUCGCCCAGUGGCACCGACCCGCACGACUACCACAAGGUGCCUGGCUCGGUGGCACCAUGCUCCCCACUUGCUGCUGACCCYGCGUGCAUGGGGAUGCCUCACACGCCGGGCAAGCCCAUCUCCUCCUCGACCCCCAGGACCGCUCACCUCGGCAUGGGCAUGAACACGCAGCCCGUGGAAGACAUAGACUACAAGACCAACCCGCACGUGAAACCACCCUACUCAUACGCCACGCUCAUCUGCAUGGCAAUGGAAGCCAGCAAGAAGACGAAAAUCACCCUCUCUGCCAUCUACAAGUGGAUCACCGACAACUUCUGCUACUUUCGGCAUGCCGACCCCACCUGGCAGAACUCCAUCCGGCACAACCUGUCCUUGAACAAGUGCUUCAUCAAGGUGCCCCGAGAGAAGGAUGAGCCAGGGAAGGGUGGCUUCUGGAAGAUUGACCCCCAAUAUGCCGACCGGCUCAUGAAUGGCGCCUUCAAAAAACGGAGGAUGCCCCCAGUCCAAAUCCACCCGGCCUUUACCAAUAGAGUCCAGCAAGAAGCAAAGUCUGUCUCUGGCCCAGCAGUUUCCUCCUGGACCAGCAACAAUGUCCUGAACGUCAACAUGGAGUCGCAGCAGCUACUGAAAGAGUUUGAAGAAGUCACCAGCGAUCAGAACUGGAAUCCAGCAGAUGGGAAAGCAGGCCACAAGCGCAAGCAGCCAAUGCCCAAACGGACGGCCAAGUCAGCUCGGCUCUCCAGCUCGCCCUUGCUCACACAGGAAGAACAAACGGAGCUGGGAUCGCUCAAAGGGGAUUUUGACUGGGAAGCCAUCUUUGACACCACCCUGACUGGUGAUUUCUCCUCUUUCGAGGAUCUGGAGCUCACACCUCCCAUCAGCCCGAUAACUCGAGACGUGGACUUGACGGUGCACGGUCGGCACAUCGACUGUCCGCAGGAGUGGUGCCCUGUUGGGCACGACCAGGUCCUGACCGAAACCAACCAGAACAGCCUGGACUUUGAUGAAACUUUCAUGGCCACGUCUUACCUUCAGCAUCCCUGGGAUGAAGGGAGGAACGAUUACCUCUCCAGCGCCGUCAGCAUGGACCAGCUGUUUGAACCCAACGACACUUGUUUGCCAGCGGAUGUGAACGACUGGAUCAGUGUGGGGUCCUUUUUAUAAGAGGCCAUUCAUGACUCAGAGGACCGCACCAAGCCCACAUAAACGUUACCUGUUAGCAGGAUGCUCGCCCAUGCUGCUGGAGCUCAGAAGGGACMAGAUUUUCUAGCAACAGAGACAAAUGCAGUGACUCUUAUUGGCUUCAUAGCAAGAAUAUUCAUGAAAACAUCGAGGGGAAGAAAAAAUAGUGUCGCAGGAAUCACUUGGUACAUCUUUGAAGGACACCUUGGAAGUCUCUGGUUAUUGAGUUUCCUCAAAAGAAGAUMCAUAACAGUACUUUUUUUUAAAACUUGUUUUAAAGAAUUAUCACUUCUGUUUUCGUGGAAAUGGACAAGGCACAAGUUCCUUUUGGGUUAAAAGUGAGCACCUGCAAAACCAGAUCCAAGAAAUGAGAUUCCUGGUGACUUAGGACUCUGUAGACUAUGUGCAAUUUCCUCAAGAUUUCCUCAAGCCUUCUCUCUAUUUGUUUCUCUCUCUUUCUCUUCCUCUCUUC
Molecule: messenger RNA, 1924 nt
Organism: Nothoprocta perdicaria
Lineage: Eukaryota; Metazoa; Chordata; Aves; Tinamiformes; Tinamidae
Gene: FOXJ1
Product: forkhead box J1
Exons: 3
Coding region: 85-1434 (449 amino acids)
Biological process (GO): regulation of DNA-templated transcription
Molecular function (GO): sequence-specific DNA binding; DNA-binding transcription factor activity
Source: RefSeq, a predicted model, not a curated record